CGGCGAGAAGAUUGAUUUUCUUUUUAUAUCCAUGAGGCAGACAGUGCACAUAGUAAUAAAUUGUUAUUAAUGUGCCCCAAAAAGAUGGUUUUUACGGUACCAAUCACGUGAUAUGUUUUCAUAUCUGCUCCAUACUCUUUUCCCUUUUCGCUACAUGGCCUUAUACACUAGCACCCAAUCAUGCAAAUACCGCGUCAUCGGAUAUUAGAUCUUGUUAAGACACAAUGUCGCAUAUUCUCCCAGAAUUUUAAUCCCGAGAGACUCCGCUUAGGAAACAAGAUCCUGAGGCAAAGAUUGCGAGGACCGGCACUUGCAGCAUGGUAUCCCAGGAAGACGGUCUCUUUUCGAGAUCUGCAGGAUACAUAUCGGCCACUUGGUUUAACCAUGUUUGAUGAGGCCGAGGACGAUAGAGAAGAAGCCAUUCAGAUUGCGAAAUCUCGAGGAAAGGGCAGACCAAAGAAAAAGAGAACAGCGGCAGAGUCCCGAACAGCAAAGAAGAAGAAGUAGCGUAUCUCCCAUAUAUCUCUAUCAACUGCAUCCAUAAAGUCUGGCUUAACUAUGAUCCUCGAAAUUUAGUAACUCGAUGUAACUAUGUAAUGCAGAAUACGGAGUAGAAUACUACUCUGUACAGUACUUUAACUAGUAUAUCACGUGAUAAGGCGGUGGCUGCUUAUCUCCACCCAUGUAAUAUUAAUGAACAGUUUGAGCAUUAUUUCCACUGCACAUACUGG
Molecule: messenger RNA, 731 nt
Organism: Aspergillus glaucus CBS 516.65
Lineage: Eukaryota; Fungi; Ascomycota; Eurotiomycetes; Eurotiales; Aspergillaceae
Product: mitochondrial 37S ribosomal protein mS33
Exons: 4
Coding region: 181-507 (108 amino acids)
Cellular component (GO): mitochondrion
Source: RefSeq, a predicted model, not a curated record